Molecule: messenger RNA, 978 nt
Organism: Alternaria ethzedia
Lineage: Eukaryota; Fungi; Ascomycota; Dothideomycetes; Pleosporales; Pleosporaceae
Exons: 3
Coding region: 1-978 (325 amino acids)
Cellular component (GO): cytoplasm
Molecular function (GO): ATP binding; kinase activity; ATP hydrolysis activity
Source: RefSeq, a predicted model, not a curated record
AUGGCCUCGGCAGGCCGCAAAACGCACUACGAACCGCCGUGGGGCAACGCGAGCAUUAUUGGUGUAGCUGGUAGUUCUGGAUCUGGAAAAACUUCUCUGGCACUGGCGAUAGUGGCAUCUUUGAACUUGCCAUGGGUUGUCAUCCUGUCUAUGGAUUCGUUCUACAAGCCUCUGACGCCAGAGCAAUCUGCAGCGGCUUUCCGGAACGAAUUCGACUUUGAUUCGCCCGACGCUAUAGAUUUCGACAUCCUGGUCGAGCGCUUGAAGGACAUCAAGAGUGGCAAGGUGGCUGAAGUGCCUAUAUACUCUUUCCAAAAGCACGCCCGCCUUUCCAAAACGACCACGAUCUACUCGCCGCACGUCAUAAUUCUAGAAGGCAUAUUUGCUUUGCAUGACCAACGCGUGCUCGACCUCCUGGAUCUCAAGAUAUUUGCGGAAGCCGACGCUGACCUGUGUCUCUCGAGACGUCUCGUACGGGAUGUGAAAGAACGCGGACGCGACAUCGAAGGAUGCAUCAAACAAUGGUUCGCUUUCGUAAAGCCAAACUUCUACAAAUAUGUUGCGCCGCAAAGGGAGAUUGGUGAUCUCAUCAUUCCGAGAGGUAUUGAGAACAAGGUCGCAAUCACCAUGGUGAGCAAUCAGGUUCGACAGACGCUAGAAAGCAAGAGCAUACAGCAUCAGACGGAGCUGAAACGUCUGGGCAAGAUCGCGGAAGAUAGCCCAUUGAGCGAUAAUGCUAUCGUACUGCAACAAACGAACCAAAUCAAGGGAAUGCACACCCUGUUACUCAACCCGACCACGUCGAGAGAAGACUUUAUCUUCUACUUCGAUCGCAUGGUUGCGCUUUUGGUCGAGAAAGCUGCGGAUUUCUUGCCUUUUGAAUCACACAAGAUUACUACGCCCCAGGACUACACGUACCAGGGACUCAAGAAGGCUGCGGAAAUCAGCGCAGUAACUGCAGGACCGGGAGAGUAUUGA